AUGAUUAUUCAGUUAAUGAAGGUUUUCUUUUCAGAUUACCUUCAAGAAAGUAUAACUCAACAACAAAUUGUUGCUCCAGAACCAGUUUCCCUUAAGAAGAAGAAGAAAUUAAUUGAAAAAAAGGAUCAAACUUAUUCUUGUCCAAAAGUUAAGAAAACCAGGCACGUGUCAUAUGAUAGAACAGAACCAAAGGAUGAUGAUGCUGUAAGACAUAUUAUUAGGCUAAGAGAAAAGUUCGGUUGGCAAACUCAGUUACCACAACAUAAUUGGGAAUGCAGAAGUUUUGGAAAUGCCAUUCAGAAGACUAAAGUCAAAGAACCUUUAAAAGAUGAUGGAGAAUAUGUAUAUUGCCUUACUCGGAUUAAUCCUAAAGUUCCUUAUAAUCCAUAUGAUCUUCAGGUAGUAUCUACUGACACAGCCAGACAUUCUAAAGAAUUUUGGGUUGUUUCUGCUUCAGCUAUAGCAAAGGUAAUAUAUAAUGGAUUACGGCAUAGAAAAGAAAUAGAAGUCACGCCUGUUUUAGAAUGGCUAUUGGAAAGAAGGUGUUACUAUUUAUUACAGAAAUUCAAGAUAUUUUCCAGUUUCCGAAUCAAUAAAUUAUUUGUUACCUGGAAAAUAAAUGUUAGAAGAAUUAAGACAGAGAAGAGCAGGUCAUUUUUGUACCAACAUCUUUUUUGGGCUGAUGAAUUAUUUCAAGGAUGUUUGCUUUAUAUCAGAGGACUUUGUGAAGAUGCAGUUAAUCUGGAAAAGGGUAGUGGACAUGAAGAUAAUCCAUCAGCCAUAUGCCUUGUAAAGCUGGAUAGGUCUCGUACAUAUUCUGUAGAUGAAUUUUGUGAAGAACAGUUACAGCAAGCUACCCAAGCAUUGAAACAGCUUGAGGAUAUCAGGGAUAAAGCAAUUUCAGAGAUGAAAAAUACAAUUUUAAAGGUGGCAGAAAAGCAAGGAAUUAAAAAAUACUUUGAGUCAAAUUGCUCUGAAGAUGACUCAACACAUUUCAAGCUGCCUAAAUAUCGACAUUUAUUAGAUACAAAUUUCAGGUUUCUGAUCCUGGUUGACUGCUUAUUUCAGGAACUUAUUCGUCAACUCAUGAACACUGCAGCCACACUACUUUUGGAAUUAUUUAGUGAUUCUGCUAGAAUGCCAUGUUCAAUAGAAAAGAAGAAUGCAAAUCUCAUCAAAAUAUACAAGGACAACUUUGCUUUCACUGGAAAUGUGCCUGUAACAAGUGAUAGUGAAAAACUAAAUGAUUCAAACACAAAGGUUAUUUCUGUUCCGGAGUCAGAAGUAAAAACAGAAGUUGAUAUCAAUAAGAUUUUGAAUAGUGUUGAAGUGGAGUCAGAUUUGAGAAAAAUACAGGCACCAAUAUUUGAAGUACAUUUAUGCUUGAGAAUUCCUGCAGAGAAUGAUUCUCCAGAAAGUUCUGAGGACUUUCAUGAGUCUGACAAAUGCCCUAAAAAAUUUGUGUUUCAUUUUGAAGAAGAUGAAAUAUCAGAAAAUGACUCAAAUGAAGAACUGCUCCCCAAAGUCAAGCAACCCAAAAAAUUUAGUAACGAACUUGAAGAAAAAUUCCCAGACAAAGAAAUUGCGACUGAGUCAGAGAAUAAAUGCAUGUAUGAAGGACUUUUAGAAUUCCCUACAAAUCUCUUUAUAGAUCCCAACAGAUUGGAAUUCUCAAUAAAAAUUCAAAAUAUGGUGGCUGAUAUUGAAAAAUGUAUAACCACAAUUACCCCUCUUUGCCAAGAUCCCCGCCUGUCUAUCUUUAUUGAUUUGGUUUCAGUUAUGGAUUUACCUAAUAGGAUAGAAAAUUUAAGAGAAUGUAAGGAAUGGACCAGAUGGCCAGAUUGUGAAAUUCUGUUUGAAAUGGAUCCUUCCUACCAAAAUAAAAUUGUGAGCCUCUUGGCUGUUAUUGGUAAUUCAAUGGGCCUAGUUAAUUUUUACAGCUACAAGUUUAUAAAGUAUUGUACCAUGGUAGAAAAGGCCAAAAUCAUGAGUAUGAAAAUAUCAUCUAGCGAAGAAGAAUUGACUUUAACACAGUUUAAAAUUAUAAUAGAUAAAUUCAUGAACUAUUUUAGACAUAUCAUUAAUAUGACCAUUGAGAAGCGCAUUGGUAUUUUCAAGGUUAUGAGUCUUGGUUAUCAGUCAGAAUGUUUGCCAUAUGUUGACAAUGUUAUACAAAUGAGUCACACCUUCUUGCGAUCUGUAAUUCAGAAAAAGAAUGAAAAUCUACUGGAGGCUAUAGAAUCAUCAUUGAGAAAGCUGGAAUCUGCACCCAUUGAAAUAGAAGAAUUUAUGGAACAUUUUACUUUUUUGGAUGAGAUUUCCUCAAAAAUAUCUGAUUUAGAAAAAGAGUACUUAGCAAUUUCUCAGCUGUUUUCUGUUGUAAGGUAUUACCAGAUCAAUAUUUCAGAAGAGCAACUCGCUUUAUAUAAAGUCCUUCUUUUCAAGUUUAGUCAACUAAAAACAGCUAUGAAGUUACACGAAACAAAUAAAGAUGCUGCUAUUGCUAAAUUCAGAGAAAAUUUGGAAGCAUAUAUCAACCGUCUAUGGACUGAUGCUUCUAGUUUAAAAGCCAAAAUAAGAUCUCCUGUUCUUUUAUGUACUGGUACUCGAGUGUCAACAGCAAAGGAAAUGAUCUGGACGCUCUCAGAGGAAGCUGCAAGUUUAGCUAACAAAGUUAAAACAUAUUCAAACUAUCAGGAUCAUUUUGAUGAUUCCCACUGUAGUAUUCAGUCUCUUAAUAUGGAAGAAAUUACACAGCUUGUGCUUUCAGAAAUCUCUGAAAUUGAAUGUGACUUAGCUUUGAGGAAAAUAUUAUGGGAAGCUCAAGAAGAAUGGGGAACACUGUUUUGGGAAUGGAGAAAGAGUUCUCUUCAUACUGUUGAUAUAGAAUCCAUUCAGAGAAAUGUUGCAAAGUGGAUGCAUAUAAUCUUUAUAUUAGAAAAAGGUAUACCUAAAAAUGAUAUGGUAACACAUUUUAAGCAAUCAGUGACAGAUUUUAAACAAGAGCUACCUGUCAUCAUAGCUCUGGGAAACCCCUAUCUCAAGCCAAGGCAUUGGAAGGCUCUACAGGAGAUUAUUGGAAAGUCAGUUUUCCUUGACAAAGACUGCACAGUAGAGGAUCUUCUAGCAUUCAAGAUGUUUCGGUAUGAACAUGAAAUAACAGAAAUAUCAACCUCAGCAACUAAUGAAACUGCUCUUGAAAAAAUGCUAUUUAAGAUUAUUGAUCUUUGGAAUACUACUCCUUUACGUUUAGUUCUUCAUCACACAGAGACUUGCUCUAUCUUAAUAAUUUCAUCUGUAGAUGACAUAUUAGCCCAGUUAGAAGAGUCUCAAAUCAUACUUGCUACUUUUAAAGGAUCUCCUUAUCUUGGGCCCAUAAAGGAUCUUGUGGACAAAUGGGAUCAAAACUUGACUCUCUUCUCUUACACUCUUGAGGAAUGGAUGAAUUGUCAGAGAAAUUGGCUUUAUCUUGAACCAGUCUUUCAUUCUUCAGAAAUACAAAGGCAGCUUCCAGCAGAAGCAAAACUUUUCUCUCAGGUGAUUUCCAUGUGGAAAGAAAUAAUGUCAAAAAUACAAAACAAACUGGAUGCUUUGCGAAUAAUCACCUCUGCAGGAAUCCUUGAAAUUCUCCAAAAUUGCAGUAUAUAUCUUGAACAAAUAAAGAAAAGUCUUGAGGACUACCUUGAAAUUAAAAGAACAAUUUUUCCAAGAUUUUACUUUCUUAGUAAUGCUGAACUUCUUGACCUACUAGCUGAUAGCAAAAAUCCUGAAUCUGUACAGCCUCAUCUUGUGAAAUGUUUUGAAAAUAUAAGGCAAUUAUUGAUAUGGAAACAAGAAAUUGGCCCUCCUGCUGUACUGAUGAUCAUAUCUGCUGAAGGAGAAAGUCUUGUGCUGCCAAAGAAAAUUCGUGUAAGAAGUGCUGUAGAACAGUGGCUAGUAAAUGUAGAGCAAAGCAUGUUUGAUGUGCUAAAAAAGUUUAUAAGUCAAGGAGUUGAAGAUUGGAGCUACCAAAUAUUUUCCUUCUGGGUGGUAUCUCAUCCAGGACAGGUGGUACUCACUGUGAGCCAGAUCAUGUUUUAUAAUGAUUGUACCCAAAGUUUUUUGAGUUCCCAUUCAAGAGAAGAGUUGGAAAAAGUUAAUGCUCUUGUGAUAUGUCAUCUAGAAGAGGUUGCGGACUUGAUAAUGCUGGAUACUAGUAACUAUAGAACAAAAGCUGUACUAGGGGCAUUGCUUACCCUUUAUGCUCACUGUAGAGAUAUAGUGAGUGAUUUACUAUAUAAAAAUAUCUUCAAUGCAGAGGAUUUUGAAUGGACAAGACAUUUGCAGUAUAAAUGGAAUGAAAAACAAAAGUUGUGCUAUGUAUCUCAAGGAAAUGCCAGCUUUGCUUACGGCUAUGAGUACUUGGGCUGUUCCCCAAGAUUAGUUAUUACUCCUCUCACUGUCCGAUGCUGGCUGACUCUCACUGGAGCACUACACUGGAAUCUAGGAGGCUGCCCUGCUGGUCCAGCUGGGGCAGGAAAAACUGAGACUGUCAAAGAUCUAGCAAAAUCUUUAGGCAAACAUUGUGUGGUCUUCAACUGUUUUGAAGACUUGGAUUAUAAGGAGUGGUCUAUGGCCACUCUGCAUCGGUUUAUACUGGAAGGAAAAGAAAUUCGUAUCAAUAUGUCUUGUGCAGUAUUUAUCACCAUGAAUCCUGGACACGAAGGUCGAGUAGAACUCCCGGAUAAUUUAAAAUCUCUGUUUCGCCCAGUGGCAAUGAUGGUGCCCCAUUAUCAAAUGAUUGCUGAAAUAAUGCUGUUUUCAGUUGGUUUCAAAACUGCAAAAUCGCUCUCUGGAAAGCUAGCUUUACUUUACGAAUUAGCUAGCAUACAACUCUCACAACAGGACCAUUAUGAUUUUGGCCUAAGGUCCCUGAAGACCAUUUUAAUAAUUACUGGAAAGAAGAAACAGAAGUUUAAAUGUACCACAAGUGACAAUCUUUCCAAAACAGAUGAAACGCUGAUCAUUAUCAGGGCUGUGAGAGAAGCUACUUUACCAAAACUUCUCCCUGAAGAUGUCCCACUUUUUGAAAAGAUUAUUGGAGAUGUUUUUCCUGGAGCUACAGUUCCAAAAGUAAAUCAACUUGCCUUGGAGAAAGUGAUAACAGUUGCAACACAACAACUAGGCUUUCAACAUUGGCCAGAUCAGAAAGAAAAAAUCAUACAGUUUCAUAAUCAACUUCAGGCUUGUGUUGGUGUGAUGUUAGUGGGCCCAACAGGUGGAGGAAAGACAACUGUCAGAAGAAUUUUAGAAAAAGCUUUGAUACUUUUACCAGUUGCAGACCUUUUAUCAAGUGAAGAAUGUAAAUCUAUUUCAAAGAUUGCAGGAAGAAAAGGAAAAGUAGAUAUUUGUGUUUUAAAUCCAAAAUGUUUCACUCUUGGUGAACUAUAUGGGCAAAUGAAUCCUAAUACUAUGGAAUGGACUGAUGGAUUAUUAUCAGCCACAAUUCGAAAUUAUGUGUAUUUUAAUACCGCAAGGCUCUCAAAGAAAGACCUCAAUGUUGGACUAAAGUCAAGAAUCUCAGAUUUAGCUAAUGUUUGCAAACUUGGUUCUUCUGAUACAACAGAUACUGAUGGUAAUAUUUUUGAAGAUAUGGAUAAAGAUGUUAAAACUCCAGAAGUUCUGAAUGUUGAUUGGCAGUGGAUUGUAUUAGAUGGUCCAGUGGAUACAUUGUGGGUAGAAAAUCUAAACUCUGUGCUAGAUGACACUAGAACUUUGUGCCUAGCAAACAGUGAGAGAAUAGCUUUAACAGAUAAAAUAAGAAUGAUUUUUGAAGUCGACAGUCUCUCUCAGGCCAGUCCUGCUACUGUCAGCCGAUGUGCAAUGGUCUAUAUGGAUCCUGUUGAUUUGGGGUGGGAGCCUUAUGUUAAGUCAUGGCUUUUUAAAACUUCUAAAAUUAUGAGUCAAACAGGAGUAGAUUGUCUUGAAUUCAUGAUUAAAAGAAGUGUCAGAGAUGGACUACAAUUUUUAAAGAAGCAUCAGAAAUUUCAGCCAUUUCCUGUACAGGACAUAACAAUCGUCAUCACUCUCUGUAGAAUUCUUGAUGCUUUCUUUGAAUUCAUGAGUACAAAUGGAGGCUUUGGACAAGGUAAUGAUUCGAAUGAUACUUCAACUGAGGAGAUAAAUCUUAUAAAAUCAAACGUUUCUGACAAAUUCAAGGAAACAGAAAAAAGGGCUGAAAAUACAUGGUAUCUGGAGAAAUAUCCUGAUAAAUUAACAAUAAUGAUUCAAAAGCUUUUCAUAUUUGCAUUUACAUGGGCAUUUGGAGGAACUUUAAAACGUGAAGAUGAACAUGAAGAUGAUAUACUAUUUUGCUUUGAACGCAAUUCUCUUGCAAAAGUAACCUAUGAUUUCAACAACCUUGUUCAUGAGUUAUUUGAAAAUAGUUCACAAGUAGACUUCCACCUACCAACUGGUGAGCAUUCUAUCUUUGGAUAUUUUGUGGAUAUACAGCAAUGCGAAUUCAUACCUUGGUCAGAAUUAGUUCCUAGUAUUCAUACAUUGGUUCAAAGAGGAACUUCGUUGCUAGCUGAUCCUCAAGGAUCCAGUGAAAACCUCUUCAAGAUAACAGAGUGUGGAGAGUACAUUAAUCAUACUGCCACCAGAGAUACAACAUGUCUUUCUUUCCUCAUAAGCCUUCUUUUAAAAAAUUCCUGCCCUGUACUCCUCACAGGAGAGUCUGGUGUCGGGAAAACCACUGCCAUUAACCAAAUGCUUGAAAAGUUAGAGGGACCAGGAGCAUUUGAUAUAAAAUAUGGAUCAAUUUUAGGAGAAGUCCUAUUAUAUAAUGAAAUUAAAAAAUCAAGGUUCCUGAAACAGAAUAUCAAUAUCUUGAUUUCUGAAACUCAUAAGACAGUGGCUGGAAGUUCAGAUAAAAAUAAUAAAAUGCCAGAAGUUAAAGCUGAUGAAAGUUCAUAUAAACAUAAUAAUAAAGGAAUUAUAGUCUCUGCAAUACGUUUUAGCACCAAUAUGACAACAGCCAAAACCAAGGAGAUGAUUUUAAAGAAGUUAGUAAGAAAAACUAAGGGCACUCUUGGAGCACCGAAAAACAGCAGGAUUGUAAUAUUUAUUGAUGAUCUGAAUAUGCCAGUAUCAGACAUGCAUGGAGCACAACCACCCCUGGAAUUAAUCAGACAAUUAUUGGAUUUAGGAGGGAUUUAUGAUACUGAAAAAAUUGCAUGGAAGAAUAUUCAAGAUCUCUCUCUGGUUGCAGCUUGUAUUCCUCCAGGUGAUGGGAAGGCUAUUAGCCCACGUCUCCUCAAACAUUUUUCCAUACUGGUUUUGCCCCAUCCUCCACAAAGUGCCUUAAGUACUAUUUUUCAGUCUCAUUUGGGAAUGUAUUUCUCCAUCAAUAACUUCAUAUCUGAUGUUCAGAAGUGUAAGGAACAAUUAGUUGCAUGCUCCCUAGCUAUAUACUGUCAAGUACGUCAGAAUAUAUUACCGACUCCAUCGAAGUGUCACUACAUAUUUAAUCUUCGAGAUAUCUUUAAGCUUCUCCUAGGACUGCUGCAAGCUGACAAAGUUGUUAUUAACUCCAAAGAGAUGGCUGCUCUGCUCUUUGUUCAUGAAGCCACCCGAGUGUUUCAUGAUCGCUUAAUUGAACCUACUGAAAAAGGACUUUUCCAUCAGCUUCUUUCAAAGGAGCUUGAGAACCAUUUUCAGAUUCUAUGGACCAAAGAAAAACUGAUGAAUGAUUCAACUGUAUUUGUGGAUUUCUUGGAUAUAAACAAGCCUCUUAAAAAAAAGAAAUACCAGAAUACCAAUGACUACAAUAAACUUGCCAGUAUACUGAAUGAAUUCCAAACAAGGUUGGGUUCAACAUCUUUGCAGAUUUCUCAUCCUGUGGUGUUCUUCAAGGAAGCCAUAGAACACAUCACUAGAGCUACAAGGGUCCUUCGACAACCAAGGAGUCACAUGUUACUGAUUGGAAUAGAUGGAUGUGGAAAAGAAACAUGUGCAACCUUGGCCUGUUAUUUGACAGAACACAAACUUUACCAAAUACCUGUAUCUCGCAAUUACACCUACACAGAAUUCAAAGAAGACUUUAAAAAAGUAUUCAUUCAAAUAGGACAAGAAGGACACCCUACUGUUUUGAUGGUUACUAAUUCAAACCUAGAUCAAGCAUUAUUUUUGGAAGAUUUGAACUGCAUUCUCAAUUCAAGAAAAAUACCUGACUUGUUUGAAAAUGAGGAGCUGGAUUCUAUUGCAUUAACAAUUAGAACUCUUGCCAAACAGGCUGGUUAUAUGGAUAAUAGGCAAAACAUACUUUCAUUCUUCCAAAAGAGAAUAUAUAAAAAUCUUCAUAUUUUUAUGACUAUGAGUCCUACAGAACCUAACUUCCGCCAUCAGUGUAGAGAAUAUCCUUCUAUGAUUUGCUCCUUCACAAUUGAUUGGUAUGAGAAGUGGCCAGAAGAAGCUCUCCUUACUGUAGCCAACUCUUUCUUAAGAGAAAAAGUGAAUUUGGAGAACAGAGAGAAUAUAAAAGAAAAACUUGCCCCAACAUGUGUUGAAAUCCACAAAAGUGUAACAGACUUGAGCACAAAAUACUUUCAAGAAACUAGAAGGCAGUAUUAUAUCACCCCCAGUAACUAUUUGCAAUUCAUGGAUACAUUUGCACACAUUUUGAGGUCACAGGAGAAGGAGAUGCAAAUGAAGAGGGAUCAUUUUUAUGUAGGUCUAUCCAGAAUCCUGGAAGCAACCACACUAGUUACAGAUAUGCAGGAGGAGCUCUUGAUUCUUGGUCCUCAAAUAGAAAAAAAAACAAAGGAAAUAGAAAUCCUAAUGGAAAAACUUCAGAAAGAUUCACAAGUAGUUGAAAGAGUUCAGAUGCUUGUUAAACAGGAUGAAGAAAUUGUAGCAGAAGAAGUAAGAAUUGUAGAAGAAUAUGCUCAGAAAACUACCAAUGAACUAAAGAGUGUACUGCCGGCUUUUAACAAGGCAAUCAUGGGUCUAAAUACCUUGGACAAAGCUGAUGUUGCUGAAUUAAGAGUAUAUACACGACCUCCCUUCCUUGUACUGACUGUCAUGAAUGCAGUUUGUAUUCUUCUGCAAAAGAAACCUAACUGGGCUACAGCAAAGUUACUUCUUUCAGAAACUGGUUUCCUAAAAAAAUUGAUUAACCUAGAUAAAGAUAGCAUACCUGAGAAGGCUUUCCUAAAGCUGAAAAAAAUUUUAAGUUUGCCUGAUUUCAACCCAAACAAGAUUGCUCUAGUUUCUGUUGCUUGUUGCUCUAUGUGCCAGUGGGUCAUAGCUUUGAAUAACUACCAUGAAGUACAGAAGGUUGUUGGCCCUAAACAAAUCAAAGUAGCUGAAGCUCAAAGAGUUCUGAAAAUUGCACAGCAGAGGUUGACUGAAAAGCAAAGAGGUUUACUGCUGGUUGAAGAACAUCUGCUGUCUUUGCAGGCAACCUACAAAGAUAUUGUUGCUGAAAAAGAACUAUUAGCAAAUCGGAAAAAUCUGGCUACCAGAUGCCUGCAGUAUGCAUCUAUUUUACUAACUGCCCUGGAAGAUGAGAAGACUCGAUGGCAAGAAACAAUCAACCAGAUUGACAAAAAGUUGGUAGGAAUUUUAGGUGAUGCACUUAUUUCAGCAGCAUGCAUUGUCUACAGUGGCGUGUUAACAGCAGAAUUUCGCCAGUUGAUUGUGAAAAAAUGGAAGAAUAUUUGCACUGAAAACAGCAUUCCUUUGUCUUCCAACUUUUCUUUAAUUGAAGUCAUGUCACAAAAACAUGAGAUCCACCGAUGGCAUAAUCAGGGGCUGCCUCGUGAUCAGUUUUCAGCAGAGAAUGCCAUCUUGAUCAAGAACAGCCGGCAGUGGCCACUGCUGAUCGACCCACAUAAGCAAGCACGCAACUGGAUUCGACAGAUGGAGGGUUCCAGGCUGCAGGAGCUCUCCAUCAAGGACAGCAAGUAUACCCAAAAAAUUGAAAAUGCCAUGAAAACAGGAGGGAGUGUCCUCUUGCAGAUUCUCCCUGAAACAUUACCUCCAAAUUUAAAGGCAAUUUUGAAGAAGGAUAUCUACCAGAAAAGAGGACAAUAUUUCCUAAGGGUUUAUGGUUCUGAGAUUGAAUACAAUUCUAAAUUUAGGUUUUACAUAUCUACAGAAAUAGCCAACCCUCAUUUCCUUCCAUCAGUUUAUAACUUUGUUACUAUGAUCAAUUUCACGGUAACAUUCCAAGGUUUACAAGAUCAACUCUUAUCUACUAUAGUAACUCAUGAAGUCCCUCAUUUAGAAAAUCAACAUUUCCAAUUUUUGGAGAGUAUUUCCCUUGAUGCUAUAAUUCUAGAAGAACUGGAAGGAAAAACACUAAAUUUACUGCAGAAAACAGAAGGAUGUGUAUUAGAUGAUGAGGAUAUCAUAGACAUCUUGAAAAAAUCCAAAAUGACUUCAAAGGAAAUUACAAAGCGCAUCGAAGCAACUGAAAAAGCAGAAAGUGAAAUUCAAGCAAUACGUAAAAACUAUCUCCCCAUUGCCACUCGAGGCGCCCUGCUCUACUUUCUAGUGGCUGAUCUUAACCAAAUUAACUACAUGUACCAGUUUUCCCUAGACUGGUUUCAUAAGGUUUUUGUUUCAUCAAUAGUUUCCAAAAGCAAAGAACAAGAACACUUUCACUCAGCUUCUAAUUUAAAAAGGGAGAAAAUGUCUCUGAAAAAAGUUGAUAACAUUACAAAUCUCUCAACAGAACCUAACCGAAAAAGUGAGACAAGUUCCUUAGAUAGGUAUAUUAAAAAUGCAAUAGAUGUGCUGACGAGAAAUAUUUUUAAGGUGGUUUCUUCAGCUCUAUUUAAUCAACAUAAACUUUGCUUCUCCUUUCGCCUUUGCACCACAAUAAUGCAAAAUAAUGCUAAUGAAAAUCUAAUGCAGGAUGACAUUGGAUUCCUACCAGAUGAAGAAUGGAACAUCUUCUUAUACUCUGACAUAUUGACAAAUAUUAAAGGUGCAAUGCCCCAGCCUAAACUUAAUAGCAUAUUUGAAAUAAAUAAAACUCGACAUCUUCAGUGGCUAUCAGAAUCUAGGUGGAAGCAGUGCCAAUAUGUCAGCAGUCAGCUGGAACCAUUUUCACUUUUAUGCAAAUCCAUUUUAUCAAAUGUAGCACAAUGGGAUGCUUUUAAAAAUAGUAAGACUGUGUAUUUUCUAUUAAGCAUACCUUUCCAUUCAAAAAAGUCAACACUGGAGGAAAGUAACAAACCACCUGAGGAAACUGAACUUUUGAAUGAAAAUGAAGAAAUGUGUAGUCCUAUAAAUUUUCCCUGGGAGAAACUCACUCCAUUUCAAAGACUUAUUUUGGUAAAAAUUCUCAGACCAGAAUAUUUAAAGAAUUCAGUGAGUGAGUUUGUAACUGAAAAAAUGGGAAAAGCAUAUCUUCACACAACUGGAAUUAAUUUGAAAGAACUAUAUCAAGAAUCCAGUGCCAGAAUUCCCUUGAUAUUUAUUCACUCUCAUGGAAGUGACCCCACCGGUCUUCUACUGAGAUUUGCCCAAGAGUUAAAAGGAACAAUGAAUCAUGUGACUAUGAUUUCUUUGGGAUGCGGCCAGGCAACUAAAACAGAAGAUCUCAUUGUUAAGGCCCUAACCAAAACAGAACAGUGGGUCUUUCUCCAAAACUGCCACUUUGCAGCAUCGUUUAUGCCAAGGCUUUGCACUAUUAUAGAAUCAUUUGAUAGUACAGAUGUGACUGUAGACCCUGAGUUUAGGCUAUGGUUAAGCUCAAAAUCAGAUUGCUCUUUCCCAAUUCCUAUUCUUCAAAAGGGUUUAAAGAUAGCAUUGGAAUUUCCCCAGGGAUUGAAAAGUAAUUUACUUCAGACGUUUGGAUACAGUGGGAGUGGAGAGGUAACAGAAGAGAUAUUUGAAAAACCUGACUGUGGACCGUGGUGGAAAAAGCUUUUAUUCAGCCUAUGUUUUUUCAAUGCUGUAGUCAAUGAAAGAAAAAAUUAUGGAGUAUUGGGCUGGAAUAUUCCUUAUGAAUUUAGUUCUUCAGACUUGGAGUUUGCCAUAAAGACGUUGGAAAAUGUCCUGAUCAUACAGCCCAAUAUUCCAUGGCGGGCGCUGCACUGUCUGAUUGGGGAAGUGAUUUAUGGAGGCCGGGUGACUGAUAAAUGGGACAGGCAAUGCCUAAAGACCCUUCUCUACAAAUUUUUUAAUCCUGAAGUGCUGAAAGCUAAUUCCAGUUUCUCUAGUGAUGAGAUAUGUCAGCCAGUGCUAGAAUCUGCAAGCGUAAAGGACUGCGUAUGCAUCAUCCAGUCCUUACCCGACGAUGACUCUCCUGAGGUCUUAGGACUGCACCCUGGGGCCACAAGGAGAUACAGGGAGACCCAGGGCCGGGAAUUCAUGGAAAGCCUCAUUGCCAUGAAACCAGAAACAACCACUGCCAACCUCAUGAUCGGUUUUGAGCAGGAUAAUGAGAAGCUGGUGAUGGAAAUGUUAUCUGACAUGCUAAGGCGGCUGCCAUUGACUGUGGAAAAAGAAGAAGGUGCUGGAACUCCAAGCACGUUGAAGGGCAUCAUGUCAAGUCCCAUUUGGGUGACUCUUAAUCAAAAUCUCAAAGGAUAUGAUCCCCUUAUCCACUGUGUCUUGCUAACCUUUUUGAGCCAAGAAAUUGAACGAUUUUAUAAGUUAUUAUUUGUCAUACAUAAAUCUUUAGAAGAUCUUCAAUUUGCUAUAAAAGGAGAGGUCAUCCUCACCCAAGAACUGGAAGAAAUUUAUGACUCUCUUCUUGAGAGGAGAGUGCCUGCAUUGUGGCAGAAAUACUCCUACAAGUCAUGUAAGCCCCUGAGUUCCUGGAUUAAUGAUCUCAUCCAGCGACUGAAUUUCUUCAACACCUGGGCCAAAAUGGCUUACACUGCGAUACAUCAUCGGCAUAUGAGGUUUCUUACGGCUUGGAAGCAGUCUUUCCCAUCAGCCAGCCAAAAGCCCAAAGACCCCGCUGACCCAAAGAGUGACCUCCUUGAAGGAUUUCCUGCGAGAUAUUGGCUCCCGGCCUUCUUCUUUCCACAAGGCUUCCUUACUGCUGUGCUUCAAGACUACGGAAGACACCAGGGAAUCCCUGUGGACGCCCUCACUUUUACCCACUGUGUGAUUUCUGACUCCGCUGACAUGAAAGAUGAGGAGUUCUCCAUAGUUAUCCAAAAGAAUCUCCACAUAGUCAGGAGAGCUUUUAAGGGCACAGCACCCUUGCAUAAUGGAGUCCACAUUUUUGGUUUAUUCAUGGAGGGGGCAAGGUGGAAUCAUGAAAAAAAAAUACUAGACGACUCACUGCCUUUUGAGAUUUGUUGUGAUUUUCCUGAAAUACACUUUGUGCCAACAAAGAUUUCUACUGAAAAACCAGCUACUUCUACUCAGACAGAUUCAAAGCUCUAUACAUUUGAAUGCCCAGUUUACCAAACACCUGAGAGGUCCGGAAUCUCGACAACUACUGGCUUAUCCACAAACUUUUUAACAUCAGUGUAUUUAUCAACAAAGAAACCUCCUAGUCAUUGGAUCACAAUGCGGGUUGCACUGCUGUGUGAGAUAAAUGAAUGAAAAAUAAACUUCUAUACCAAACCGUUUUAUUUUUGACUCUACCAUAUUUAAAUGAUUCAAGACAUUCCCGUGUUGUGAACACCCUUCAUAAAACAUUCAUGUUCAGCCAGACUGGACAGGUUCAGUCUUUC
Messenger RNA from Choloepus didactylus (southern two-toed sloth), 13688 nucleotides. RefSeq names its product dynein axonemal heavy chain 14 (gene DNAH14). Gene Ontology annotation, molecular function: ATP binding; dynein intermediate chain binding; minus-end-directed microtubule motor activity. Bases 1 to 13557 code for a protein of 4518 amino acids. Gene Ontology annotation, cellular component: dynein complex. Gene Ontology annotation, biological process: microtubule-based movement. The transcript has 85 exons. Lineage: Eukaryota; Metazoa; Chordata; Mammalia; Pilosa; Megalonychidae. The record is from RefSeq and is a predicted model, not a curated record.